AUCUGGUAUAUUUUAACAUUUUAAUAAAACCAAUGUUCCAGCCUCAAAAAAACUAAGUGCUGAUGAACAUCAGUGGACACUGCUGAGUCCCUGGAUUCAACACUAUUUCAGGAACUGAGGUGCAGAGCUGCUAGACUGGUUAGCGUUUUUCUGGCCAUCCAGGGCAAUCCCCCGGCACCAGCGCACUCAAUACGCGCACUUCUGCAAAUGUGGAGGAAACGUCAGAGAGAGAACGUAAAGUCCAGAGAGGAUAGGAGCUGGCCUGAGACUUUGAGGAGCUGGCCUGAGACUUUACCUUCUUAAGAAGCAGGUAAAAAAUUGAAAAUCUUUCUGAGAAGGGGCAGGACUGCUAUAUUCUAACUCCCUAUGAGCCCCAAGAACCUUCUCAAACUAAGGGUGGAAGGUAAAUUCCAUCACACCUUCCCUGCCCUUUCCUGAUAGGUACUGACCACUUUUUCCAGGGACACAGAGGUAGGAAUCCCAGAAAGCCCUCUUUGGCUGUGAGGUCAGGGCCCAGGCAAGUGGGGACGUGUUGGGAGGUUACUCUUGAUGUCAGGUGCCGGGCAAAUUUUCCUUUGCUUCUGCCUCCAACAUUGUCCUUAUUGCCACCUCCACAUCCCCACACCUCCCCCAGGGAUUCCCUGGAAGCUGAAGUGACUCAGGGAUUCCAAAACUAGUCACCCCAGGAGGAAACCCUCUGGAAAAUGUUUCUCAUGGCAGGGAGUCACCCUAAAGAGUUCCACAAAGCUGCUACCGAGAUAAGGAUAGAGGCUCUGAGCAAAUGGGGUGGGGUGGGCACAUGUGGCUCAGAGAACAGGUUCUUGGGUCAGGCCCAGUCUUCAUAGUAUGGAAAAAGCCAAGCCUGGGGGAAACUCUGUUUUGGAAGGGGCCCUCCCUUUACCUUCUAGGGGUUUCCUCUGCUCUGAGGUUCAGAGGCAGGGAGAUUCCCCAAAGGCUUCUCCUGAAGGGCAGUGUCCCCAGUAACCCAGGCUGAGUCCUUUCUGCAGUGUCAGCAAAUGAAGCAAGCAGCUGUGAUCACUUCCAGCUCCUUUGAGCACCCCUUUCUGCAGAAUCAAGAGACUUGAGCCAAGAUCAGACUCCUGUUCUUCUCCCUCUGCCCUGGGGUUCUGAUCCUUUAGAGGAGACCCAUAGGAAAACUGUUCUUCUAAAAUAGCACUAUACCUGGGGACCCAUUCUAGGUUUGGGGAUUGUCCAGGAACACCAGAAGCCACCCUGAGAUCAUGUGUCAGACAAAGGCUGGACAACAGGAAUCUGGAGCACAGGAUCCCCUCCAGCAGGGCUGAAUGCCCCGUGGCAUUGGGCAGGUACAGGUGAGACCUGUGCAACCCAAGCCUAGGUGCGUAUGUUCCUGGCAGUCUAGCCCAGGGACCUUUAUUCCUGGAUCCUGACUGUCUGGAUUUGGGCUUUAUAUACUUUGAUAGAACUAAGGAAAAGCAACUAAAUUGCUUUUCUCCACAGGCCCCACAGAAGCAGUUACAAUUUAAAGAAACAAAAGCCAGGUGACAUACAUUUAUAGAAUUAGUCAUCUUGUGUUAGGAUGGGAGCAAGGGGUAGAUCUCGGUUCUCCCUCUGCUCUCCCACUUUGGGGUCUGCAGGGUUGGGGAUGGCAAGCUUCCUUCUCUCAACAAGAGGAAGUUUGAUCUUAAUUCAGAGAGGUGACCCCCAAAUUUAGUCUGUUUCAAAUUGAAGUAUUCACUGUAGUGAUUCCCCUUCCAUUUGCAGUCACCUGAGGGUUGGCCUAGCUUAUAUGUCAGGGACUCAGAUUUGGAGUUCAUCAGGCCUAGAAUGGAAAACCAGCUUGGCCUCUUUCUAACUAUGUGGCCUUGGGUAAAUGACUAGAUUUCGUUGGGUCUGUUUCUUCACCUGUAAUAUGGAGAUAAUAGUUUCCAUGUCCUGGUUUUAUUGUCAGGAUAAAGUAAGAUGAUGCAUAUCCAGGGCUUAUCAUCCUCCUUGGCAAUGUGUAAGUGCACAGGAGCCCGGCCAACAGUGGAUAAAAGGGAGAGGGUGUCUGGGAGCACAGGGGUUGAGGGUGGGUAGUAGGAGUGAGGUGAUGAUAUUCCUGACCUUGUUGUUCUUCCCAAGUGCUCCUGUUCUCCCAGCCACCACAAUUUUUCCCCAAAGUGGCCUUUCUCUACUGUUCCAGACCCCACCAAGACUCACCAGAACAGCUUAUCCCAAUUCUCCAGAAUGCCCUCUGACAUUUUGACUCUCCUUUAGGGCUGCUUUUGGAGGAAUCCCCCUCUACAGAAAGUUAUUCCUGGUUCCUUCUGUUUAUUUCCCGAGUCCUUGGUUACUAGAGGAGUAUUUUCUGAGGGAAAGCACAUGCAAAUCAGGAAGCAUUAUUCUAGAGACAAUGUCUGUGUAUGAGUGUGUUGGGGUGGGGUGGUCAAUGGGCAGGAAGUGAACUCUGGUCUGUUUUCUGCAGUCUUCCUCAGCAUGCUGGACCCCCACUGGCCCGUGUCUUUGGGGUCAUCCUUUCUGAAGCAUGUAUAUCCCCUCUGGUGGAUGGUGCAUCAUGAUACUGGAGUGAGACUGAGGGGGGUCCCCCCAUGGCCUGAGAGUGGCAGCUAUUCCUGCCAUGAGCCUUGUCCUCAAGGCCUUGUGAGUGAAGGUGACUUCCUCUCACGACUUAGGUCAGCCUGCUUCCAGAAGGCCUGUCAGUCAGGGCACCACCACCAGUGGCUGAGUGAGCAGCAUCCAGCAUGUACCAGGUGGUCGCAUUCUUGGCUAUGAUGCUGGGAACCCACACCCUUAGUUUUCGACUCCGGAAGGACUGCAGCCACUGGCCCAGCUGUGGUCCCAGUAAAGGGCAGGAUCUCUCCGAGGACUUGUUGCAGGGGCCAACUGUGUUCAUGUCUCCCCCGGAGCCUGAAAGCCUUGCCCAGCACCCAGAAUCCUGCAGGGCCAGUGACGACGGACCCCUCAAUAGCAGGGCCAUCUCCCCCUGGAGAUAUGAGUUGGACAGGGACUUGAACCGGCUCCCCCAGGAUCUGUAUCACGCCCGUUGCCUGUGUCCACACUGCGUCAGCCUACAGACGGGCUCUCACAUGGACCCCCUGGGCAACUCGGAGCUGCUCUACCACAACCAGACCGUCUUCUACCGGCGUCCAUGCCAUGGUGAAAGGGGCACCCACCAUGGCUACUGCCUGGAGCGUAGGCUCUACCGCGUCUCCUUGGCUUGUGUGUGUGUACGGCCCCGUGUGAUGGCCUAGUCAUGCCUGCCACCUACCUGACACCAGAUCCUUAUCUGUAAGACUGCAGCCAGGUACACAACCAUCUUGCCAUGGUAGGCCAAGAUACCCACAUGCUUGGUCCCUCCGAAGCACCACCUGCAUCAGCAAGCUCCUCGGACAGGACGGAGGCCUUGGGGAGAACACACACUUUGGCACUUUUUUUUUUGCACUUUUUUUUUUGAGGUGCUGGGGAUUGAACCCAGGGCCUCGUGCAUGCGAGGCAAGCAGUCUACCAACUGAGCUAUAUCCCCAGCCCCCCACUUUAGCACUUUUUUGGAAGCACUUUUGGAAGGGAGCAACUGCAGCUUGUGGCUGCUGGAAUCUGUUGUCCUGGCAUUUCCUUUCAGAAAAGGCCUUCAAAGCUCUGCCCAUUUCUGGAGGCCACACUCUUCUUAUCCUCCCAUCUCUAGCUGCCCUGGCCCAGCACAGGAACUUUCUUCAUAUUUGCCCGGUUGCCCCUCAUUUCAUUUGUUCGUUCAUUCAUUCAUUCAUUCAUUCAUCAAACACUCAGUGAUCUUCUACUUUGCACAUGUCCUAGUGUAGUUACAAGUCCUUUGACAUGGAUCAUUCUGAGGAGGAAGCUGUUAUUGAAUGUGGAGAGAUUUAUCCAAAUAAAUAUCUGUAUUUAAAAAUGG
Messenger RNA from Ictidomys tridecemlineatus (thirteen-lined ground squirrel), 3889 nucleotides. RefSeq names its product interleukin 25 (gene Il25). Gene Ontology annotation, molecular function: cytokine activity. Gene Ontology annotation, cellular component: extracellular region. The record is from RefSeq and is a predicted model, not a curated record. NCBI's taxonomy places the organism in Eukaryota, Metazoa, Chordata, Mammalia, Rodentia, Sciuridae.